Copidosoma floridanum is the source of this 520-nucleotide messenger RNA. Its product is annotated as zwei Ig domain protein zig-8. Gene Ontology annotation, cellular component: neuron projection membrane. The record is from RefSeq and is a predicted model, not a curated record. Lineage: Eukaryota; Metazoa; Arthropoda; Insecta; Hymenoptera; Encyrtidae. Gene Ontology annotation, biological process: synapse organization.
AUUUCAUAAAAUCGUCAAAGGAACUAUUAUGCGACACGUAAUAAUCACUAGUUAACAAACAUGACUACGCACGAUUCAGCGGCUCGGCUGUCCAGUAUAGUCGCCUUCAUCGUCUUCAUAAAUGUGGGCUACAGCUUCGGUAUGCACCCGGCAGGUGGUAGCAAAACUGCAAACACAAACCAGAACACACUGGACGAGAUUUUGCGGACGGGCCCGUACUUUGACAAGUCAGCGUCGAAAAACGUGACGGCUCUGCUGGGAAAGACGACUUACCUCAAUUGCCGGGUGAAAAAUCUUGGUAACAAAACGGUGUCGUGGGUGAGAUGGAGAGACGUGCACCUGCUGACAAUUGGCCAGUACACGUACACGAAUGACCAGCGUUUCCGAGCAGUCCAUCAGAUGCAGACGGACGACUGGAUGCUCCAGAUAAAGUAUCCCCAGCACCGGGACACCGGCGUCUACGAAUGCCAAGUGUCCACGACCCCGCACAUGAGCCACUUUGUGCAUCUCAACGUUGUCG